Molecule: messenger RNA, 1101 nt
Organism: Chaetura pelagica (chimney swift)
Lineage: Eukaryota; Metazoa; Chordata; Aves; Apodiformes; Apodidae
Gene: KCNJ13
Product: potassium inwardly-rectifying channel, subfamily J, member 13
Exons: 2
Coding region: 1-1101 (366 amino acids)
Biological process (GO): regulation of monoatomic ion transmembrane transport; potassium ion import across plasma membrane
Cellular component (GO): plasma membrane
Molecular function (GO): inward rectifier potassium channel activity
Source: RefSeq, a predicted model, not a curated record
AUGAGAAGAGAUACAAUAGAGAGCAAUAACACGAAGGCCAGUGCCCCCCUCCUGACCCAAAGAUACCUGAGGAUGGUCACUAAGGAUGGACACAGCACACUCCAGGUGGAUGGUGCCCAAGGAAAAGGUCUGGCAUACCUCAGGGAUGCAUGGGGAAUACUAAUGGACAUGCGCUGGAGAUGGAUGAUGCUGGUCUUCUCGGCUUCCUUUGUCAUUCACUGGCUGGUCUUUGCAGUGCUUUGGUAUUUACUGGCUGAGAUGAACGGGGACCUGGAACUGGACCAUGAUGCUCCACCUGAUAACCACACUAUAUGUGUCAAGUACAUCACCAGUUUUACAGCUGCUUUCUCCUUUUCCCUGGAGACACAACUCACCAUCGGGUAUGGCACCAUGUUCCCAAGUGGAGACUGUCCCAGUGCUAUUGCCCUGCUUGCAAUACAGAUGGUCCUGGGGCUCAUGCUGGAAGCCUUCAUCACAGGUGCCUUUGUGGCCAAGAUCGCCCGGCCCAAGAACCGGGCCUUCUCCAUCCGCUUCACGCGCUCGGCUGUCGUGACACGCACAGAGGGCAAGCCCCUCCUCACCUUCCAGGUGGCCAAUACACGCUCCAGCCCGCUGACCAGCGUCCAGAUUUCUGCUAUACUUUACCAAGAGCAGGAGAAUGGGCAGCUGCACCAAACAAGCAUUGACUUCCACCUAGACAGCCUUACUUCAGACAAGUGUCCUUUUUUCAUCUUCCCACUCACCUACUACCAUUCCAUCACUCCAUCCAGCCCCCUGGCUGCCCUGCUCCAAAGAGAAGCUGCCCACCAUUUUGAGCUGGUCGUCUUCCUCUCAGCUGUGCAGGAGGGCACAGGAGAAAUGUGCCAGAGGAGAACAUCCUACCUGCCCUCAGAGAUCAUGCUGUACCAUCGCUUUGCCCCCGUGCUAGCCCGCAAUGCCAAAGGUGAAUAUCAGAUCAAGAUGGAGAAUUUUGACAAGACCAUUCCUGAGCUCCCGGCUGCAGCUGACUCAAAGAGUCCAAGAAGGACUGACAAGGAGAUCAGCAUCAAUGGACAGCAUGCUGACAGCUUCCAGCUCUCCGAGACUGGCCUCACAGAAUAG